CCGAGAGGCCACGACGCAUGCGCAGUACGGCGUCCUUCGCGGCGUCCUCUAAGCAGCGGCGGCCGGCGCCCGCCUCUGCGCGUGCGCCCGGUAGCUGUGGCGGGGCCCUUGUAGCGGCGCGGUGAUGGCGGGGGUGCUGAGGAAGACCACCGGACUUGUGGGGUUGGCUGUGACUGAAAACCCUCAUGAGCACCUGCGAAUACUGUACACAAAAAUCCUUGGUGUCCUGCAAAACAUUCCCAAAGAAGCAGCAUAUAGGAAAUACACUGAGCAGAUUGUAAAUCAGCGAUUUAAUUUGGUGCAAACGGAGACUGAUGUGCAAAAACUACAAGACAAACUGAAUAGUGGCCACAUAGAAGAAGUCAUUUUACAGGCUGAAAGUGAGCUUUCCCUGGCAAGAAAAAUGAUACAGUGGAAACCAUGGGAGCCUCUAGUUGAAGAACCCCCUUCUGACCAGUGGAGAUGGCCAAUAUAACUUUCAAAAUGGUGUAACCUCUUGAAAUGACAAAUAUAAAAAAAAGUUAAUUAUUAAUCUAUUGUUACUGACAGUUGUCUUUAAAUUAAAGAUAAUAACUUCAUAAAAGCA
This is a messenger RNA of Phalacrocorax carbo (great cormorant), 586 nucleotides long. The record is from RefSeq and is a predicted model, not a curated record. Lineage: Eukaryota; Metazoa; Chordata; Aves; Suliformes; Phalacrocoracidae.